AUGGCCUCCAACAUGAAUUUCGAACCCCCAUCCUCCAUCCCACCGCGGACCAGCUCUGCAAACGCUACAAAUGGCCCGACAAGCCCAUCGGGCAAGUCGAAGCACCGCCGCAACAAGUCCAGCGUGGAUGGCACCAAAUACAAGCAUGGCACCUGGUCCCCGAAAAACGAGGAGAUCCUCAUGGGUCCCUACGACUACCUCCAAGCUCACCCAGGCAAGGACGUUCGCCGCGCCAUGAUCGAAGCUUUUAACUCCUGGCUCCAGGUCCCACCAGCCAGCCUAGCGAUCAUCACCCGCGUCGUAGCCAUGUUACACACGGCCUCACUGCUGUUAGUUCGACCCCGGGACCCGGAAACCCAAAUCGCACUGGCAACUUACCUCAAGCAUCUGACUGACAUGUACUACCCCAGGAUCGACGACGUCGAAGACAACUCAGUCCUCCGCCGCGGCAUCCCCGUUGCACACAACAUCUUCGGCACAGCGCAGACCAUCAACAGCGCAAACUACGUCUACUUCCUCGCGCUGCAAGAGGUCCAAAAACUCAAUAACCCCGCCGCGAUCAACAUCUUCGUGAACGAGCUCUUGAAUCUUCACCGCGGUCAGGGGAUGGACCUCUUCUGGCGUGAUACGCUGAAUUGCCCGACGGAGGACGAGUACCUUGAGAUGGUGGGCAACAAGACGGGCGGACUGUUCCGACUUGCGGUGAAGUUGAUGCAAGCGGAGAGCGCGACGGGUAAGGACUGUGUCAGCCUCGUGAAUGUCUUAGGCCUUAUCUUUCAGAUCUGUGAUGACUAUUUGAAUCUCCGCAACACAACGUACACGCAAAAUAAGGGCAUGUGCGAAGAUCUGACGGAGGGCAAAUUCUCGUUCCCAAUUAUCCACAGUAUUCGUUCGAAUCCGGGGAGUCACCAGCUUAUUAGUAUUUUGAAGCAGAAGACCACUGACGAAGAGGUUAAGCGAUAUGCUGUUCAGUACAUGGAGAGUACGGGCAGUUUUGAUCAUUGUCGCAAUGUUGUUAAGGGAUAUCGGGAACAGGCGUUGCUGUUGAUUGAUGAAAUUGAUGCUACCCCGAAUACCAAUGGGGCUGGUGAUGGAAGUCUGGUGCGGGCGGUUCUGAAUAAGAUUGUGAAUUCUACUCUGGAGAGCACAUGA
Penicillium pulvis is the source of this 1152-nucleotide messenger RNA. Its product is annotated as FPP/GGPP synthase family protein. Gene Ontology annotation, biological process: isoprenoid biosynthetic process. NCBI's taxonomy places the organism in Eukaryota, Fungi, Ascomycota, Eurotiomycetes, Eurotiales, Aspergillaceae. The transcript has a single exon. The record is from RefSeq and is a predicted model, not a curated record. Bases 1 to 1152 code for a protein of 383 amino acids. Gene Ontology annotation, molecular function: prenyltransferase activity.